This is a messenger RNA of Arachis duranensis, 920 nucleotides long. RefSeq lists its product as uncharacterized. NCBI's taxonomy places the organism in Eukaryota, Viridiplantae, Streptophyta, Magnoliopsida, Fabales, Fabaceae. The record is from RefSeq and is a predicted model, not a curated record. The transcript has 2 exons. Bases 213 to 905 code for a protein of 230 amino acids.
CAGAUGUGGCGGAGGUUGCUAAUGCACUAGCAAACUCGCUUCCGUUUUAGGAGCCUUCUUUCAUGCGGUCGUUGGACUUGGAAGCGAUGAAUGCACCGAAAUUUUCGCAAUAUAUGAAUGCAGUGUGAUUGUGGCAGAGCUUUCCUGUUGUGGCCGACGUUGAAUUUACGGUAGGGAUUGAAUUCAAUUCAAGAGAGGAAAUAAUCAAGGCAAUGAAAGAUUAUACCAUCCGUAGAGGUGUAGACUAUCGGGUUUAUGAGUCGGAACCGACGACAUUCUAUGCUAAAUGUACACAAUAUGGCAAAGGUUGUGAUUGGCUGAUCAGGGUUACGAAAAUGCAGAAGAAGUACUGCUGGGAGAUAAGGAGGUACAAUGGUAGUCACACUUGUACCAGGUCGACAAUUUCUCAAGACCAUUCGAAACUGGAUUCCAAGACAGUUGCAGAAGCAAUUAAGCUGUUGGUAGAGGUUGACCAAUCUUUAAAGGUGAAAUCAGUCAUUGCGGAAGUCCAGUCGAAGUUCAAGAAAUUUUCAAUGCACCGCUGCACCCGACUUAUCUCCAAACAAAAUAGUCCCAAACAACAACAUUAUGUGACACUUUACAUACAUCUGAAUGUGAAUAUCAUCAGUCAACACUAUGCGAUCUUUCAAACCCCUAAACCAGGUCAAUUUUAUAAAGCUUCCUCUACAGUCUGUCUUCCUCAGUGCAACCCCAAACUGGUGCAAGCACUCGGCCUCCAUCGCCUCAAAACUGCUCAUGGUUGGUCUUGUAACCGGAAGACCAUUUGUCGACAGACCGAGAAUCAUUGCCACAUCCUCCAACGUCACUGUAUACUCACCAACCGGAAAAUGAAAUGUGUGAGUCUCAGGCCGCCAUCUCUCAAUAAGAGUAUUAAUCAUUGCUGACUGACACUAGAUUAC